Messenger RNA from Aaosphaeria arxii CBS 175.79, 3989 nucleotides. RefSeq lists its product as uncharacterized. Gene Ontology annotation, cellular component: cytoplasm; mitochondrion. The transcript has 9 exons. Lineage: Eukaryota; Fungi; Ascomycota; Dothideomycetes; Pleosporales. The record is from RefSeq and is a predicted model, not a curated record. Gene Ontology annotation, biological process: protein quality control for misfolded or incompletely synthesized proteins. The coding region runs from base 156 to 3614 and encodes 1152 amino acids. Gene Ontology annotation, molecular function: ATP hydrolysis activity; palmitoyltransferase activity; protein binding.
AACCACCAAAAUCCUUCUAUUGCAGGACCCCUAAAUCCCCUACAAGUUGUCAAAUCGAAAUUUCCAGCAUGCGACUCGCUCGACACCUUUAACGACCCGUUUAUCGAGAAAAAACCCCUCCCGUUUUCAUCGCGCCGCACACUACAUCACCCCCGAUGUCCUCCGCACCCGCUCAGCCCGAGCCCAGUGGGCCUGCCGCUGCAGAACAAAAUGUCGAGAUGGAAGAUAUAGCGAAGAAGCCGAGCAUACCCGUAGAGGACGACAUUAUGCAAUUAGCGCGUCUGGGUGAAAUAGCUGCGAUUCAGAAGUUGUUCGACAGUGGGAAGGCUGAUGCUACGUUUACGGACGAGCAAGGUAUUACGCCGCUACACUGGGCAGCAAUCAACAAUCACUACGCACUGUGUCACUUCCUCCUCAAAAGCGGUGCAAGCGUUAAUGCGAAAGGCGGUGAUGCUGUUGCAACUCCCGUACUAUGGGCCGCGAAACGAUGCCACUACUACGUUGUAAACCUGCUCCUCGAACACGGAGCCGAUCCACUCCUCACCGAUGACCAAGGAUUCAAUCUGUUACAUUCUGCCACCCUCGAUGGAAAUGUCUACCAACUUGUGCUGCUGCUGCACCAAGAUAUACCCGUGGAUAUACCAGACGCACAAGCUCACACCGCAUUGAUGUGGGCUGCAUACAAAGGCUAUCCAGCUUGUGUGGACUUGUUCCUACGAUGGGGAGCCAAUGUAUAUGCCACAGACGACCAAGGCUUCACAGCGUUGCAUUGGGCACUUGUGAAAGGGUCUCAAGGGUCAAUCCAAAAACUGAUCGAGUACGGGGCGGACAGAUUCGCGAAGAACAAUGAUGGAAAAACUCCCGCGACUACCGCAGAAGAAAUGAACACAACAACACAAUGGCACAGGGCUCUAUCCCAGGCCGGCUAUAAUAAAGACGGCACUGCGAAAGAAUUCCCCGUGUCAUGGGUCAAAGAUACUCGAUGGUUUAUAUCUCGUUUUAUCUUCUUCUUGCCGUUUUUGAUCAUCCUAAUCUGCAUCUAUCUCCUCGCCAGCUUUCCAAUUUAUCUCGGCUUACCGUUAGCACUAAUAAUAUCGUAUGGACUACAUUACGUAGCUCAGUAUUUGUUACAGUGGGCUCCUUCAAACAUGCGGAGCAUCGACCACACUCCAUUCUUAGCGGGUAUUUUCUCAGGCACCUUAUUCUGGGUAGGCUUCCGGUGGAUUACCGUCAUUGUACCAUGGACCAUUCGAAAUAACUUCUUUCUAAAUUUGAUAUUCGGGUCCUUCUUCGGACUUACGGCAUACUUCUAUUUCUUCACAAUGGCGUCAGACCCAGGAUUCGUACCGAAAUCAGCGAGCCGAAGUGCGUCAAAAGCGGUAAUCGACGAGCUCAUGGAGCUGCGCCAAUUCGACGAGAAACAAUUUUGCGUUCCUUGCAUGGUGCGAAAGCCGUUGCGUAGUAAACAUUGCAAGCGUUGCGAGCGUUGCGUUGCCAAAACAGAUCACCAUUGUCCAUGGGUCAACAAUUGCGUCGCAAACAACAACCACCGUCAUUUUCUGUUCUAUAUCCUCUGUCUUGAACUCGGAGUUCUCGCAUGGAUUCGCUUGGUACUCGAAUAUAUCUGGGAUGUCGAGUACAUACCUACACCCGCUGAUAGCGAAUGCAACAUUAUAUCAGACAAGUUGUGCAAGACUAUCAACAAGGAUCCAUUCACGAUAGUGCUGUCUCUGUGGGCAGCUUUCCAGUUGACAUGGGUGACCAUGCUCAUCAUUGUUCAGCUGCUGCAAAUCGCACGUAAUCUUACGACGUAUGAAAGCAUGCGUGGACAUCUGCAUAAUCAUACUCCCGCCGACGCACUGAACACCUUUGUCACCACAGGCGAUACUUCACAGGAAGUUGAGGGCGGUUCCGCGCCUACCAAUGGCUUCGGUUCCGGACAGGACACAGGCGAAGGCGCUGCACGGAAACAUCCCAAACGAUCUAUCUGGGACCAGUGGAAGCGCCUAUUGGGGGUCGACGCGUUCAUGGCAACCGCUAGACAGGAGUCUCAUGUCGAUUCUCAACGAUCUCGAGGCAACCCAUUCUCAAGAGGUGUUAUCACCAAUUGCAAAGACUUUUUCUGCGAUGGCGCGCCUGAAUUGGAUCAAUCGGUAACCCGAGUCACAGGAAAAGUCGAGACACAUGGGCCCUUGGCCGAAUACGACGCUCGAGUGCAAUCUGGCAGGCUGAGAGACGACGAGCACCAACGAGGAAUCAUACAAAACCUCGAAGACCUUCAUGAGAUGCUGUGUAGUUACGAACAACCUCCGGUUGUACAACCAACGAUUGAAUCGCUGCAACCGCAGAAGCAAACGUUCUUUUCGCUCUUCUCUUCUAAACCCGAGCGCUCUGCGCUGCCACCGAUUAAAGAUUCAUUACCUAACGGACUGUACAUGUAUGGAGACGUAGGAUCCGGAAAGACAAUGCUUAUGGAUUUGUUUUACGAUACUUUACCGCCCAACAUCACACACAAGACGAGGAUACACUUCCAUGCCUUUAUGCAGAGCGUCCAUAAAGAUCUGCACAAGAUGAAGAUCGCACACGGAAACGACAUCGACGCGAUCCCGUUCGUCGCCGCAGGAAUUGCAGAGCGGAGCCAAGUGUUAUGUUUUGACGAAUUCCAAUGCACAGACGUCGCCGACGCAAUGAUUCUACGCCGAUUGAUCGAAGCCCUCAUGGCCCACGGCACCGUCAUCGUCACAACAUCGAACCGACAUCCAGAUGACCUUUACAAGAACGGAAUCCAGCGCGAGUCUUUCAUCCCGGCCAUCAACUUGCUCAAGGAACGACUCAGCGUCAUAAACUUGGACUCGCAAACAGACUACCGAAAGAUUCCCCGCCCGCCAUCGGGCGUCUACCACCACCCGCUGGAUGCUGCCGCAAAGACACAUGCGGAGCGCUGGUUCAAGUUCCUGGGUGAUUUCGAGAACGAUCCCCCGCACCGAGCGGUCCACCAAGUCUGGGGUCGCGAUGUUGUGGUGGAGAGGGCCAGUGGAAAAUGUGCGUGGUUUACCUUCGACGAGAUCAUUGGGCGAGCGACCGGCGCCGCAGAUUAUCUAGAGUUGAUGAGGAACUACGAUGGAUUCAUCGUCACGAAUGUGCCAGGAAUGAACCACAAGUCAAGAGAUCUAGCAAGGAGAUUCAUCACAUUUAUUGAUGCUAUCUAUGAAAGCAGGGCCAAACUAGUCAUGACAACCGCCGUCCCCCUGACAUCGCUCUUCAUGUCCACCGCCGAGAUCUCCGAAGCCGUGAGCGCCUCCCAAUCUCCCGACGCAAAGAGCCCCGUCCCAGGCCCCGCCCAAACCUCGAACCCAGACGACCACCACGACAUCUCGGACGUCAUGCGCAUGAUGAUGGACGACCUCGGCAUGAACAUGUCGAUGCUGAAGAACUCGAGCAUCUUCUCGGGAGACGAGGAGCGGUUUGCUUUCGCCAGAGCGUUGAGCCGAUUGAGCGAGAUGGGCAGCCAGGAGUGGGUGGAGAGGGGCAUGGGGUUGCAGACUAAGGGCGGAGAGAAGGAAAAGGAGGGGUGGCAGAGGGUGCGGAGUAGGUGGAGGGAGGACAGUCUAUGAUUGAUCUUCAUCUGGCAUUUUGAUUUAUGCAAUAUGGUUGGUGAUUUCUGAGGAUGGAGUGAAGAGCUAGGAUUUAGAGUGUUUUGCAUUGGCGGUCUUGUCUUUGAAGCGUCGAUUGCGUUGGUUCAAUGAUACCAAUGAUACAAUAUAGACUUUGGUGAUGAAGCUCAAGAGAUAUAUGCCACCCUAUAGAGCAGAUGUCGAACAAAAUACCUAACUUCAGAUUCAUUCAUUUAUCGCAUCUCUACCCUCCCGUCUAAUUCUAGAUGAGGGCAGAGAAGAUAGAUUUGUAUAUAUAGAGAAGUAACGGUUCUUUUCAGGAUGUUAAGUUUUCGGCCUAACGAGCCAUUCCAUCUAUACACGAGAGUGAGGAUU